Messenger RNA from Schistosoma turkestanicum, 3342 nucleotides. Lineage: Eukaryota; Metazoa; Platyhelminthes; Trematoda; Strigeidida; Schistosomatidae. The record is from the annotation of a GenBank genome assembly.
AUGACAACAUUGAAUGGAUUAAGAAAAGAUGAUUUUUCGUCAAUUUUACUUGUACAACCUCCACCACCGGAUUUAUUAUUUCCACAUUUAUGGGGAACAGAAAACCAUGAUAAACAGACAUUACUUUCUUCUACUUCUUCAACGUCAUCGUCAUUCGCAUCACCGCCGACCUCCUUACCCUCGACGAUGUCGACAGUGUCCACAUCGGUUAACAGAAUCAACUCUUCACCAAAUGAUUCAAAAGAGAAUAAUUUAUCGAAUAAAAAACGACUUUCUUCUGCAUUCAAUCCAUUACCAAUGAAUUUAAGUACAAAAAUGAGUAGUAUAUUAGGUAAAAGAGAAUUUCCAUUCAAUAAUAACCAACAGUAUACUUCCAAUCAACUGACUACACAGUCUAGUUCAUCAUGGUCAGAUUAUUUUGCUCACCAUCUUUCUGCACAAUCAAAUCAUGAUUAUGAAUAUAAAAUACCGACGAAAAUAUUUUUCACUGAUGAUAAUUGCAAUGAUGAUGUGAAAGAUAACAAUUCAAUGUUCAAUCAUCAAUCCCCAACUGAUAUUGAACAAAUGUAUUCAAAACUUGACUUUACAAAACAAUUUAAUGCGGAGCAUAAUUUUCAACCUAACAAUACCAAUACUAUGAACAUGUCUAUGGAUUUAAGCGACAAGAUAUGUUCACAAUCAGAGAAAUGUGGCACAUCUUUGAAACUGGCUAAAUCAAUAAAAAAGCGAAACAGACACUCGAUAACUGCUAAUGUUAACAAUAAUAGCAGCAGCAGUGAUAAGCAAUGCACAAAUAGAAACAUCCGUCAAAUCGAUUGUGAGAGCACUUACAAUCGUAAUGAUUAUGAAGAUUAUGUAAUCAGAGCAGACGAUCAAGAGGACGAUGAACUCGACGAAGAAGAAGAGGAAGAGGCAGUUGGGGAGGAGACACGGCAGCAGCAACAACAACAAUCAAAUGAUUAUGAUGUGGAAUUUCAACUAAAAUUAAAUCAAACAAUCGAAUGUGUUGUAUGUGGGGAUAAAAGUAGUGGUAAACAUUAUGGUCAACAUACAUGUGAAGGAUGUAAAAGUUUUUUUAAACGUUCUGUAAGACGUAAAUUAAAUUAUACAUGUCGUGGUAAUCAAAAAUGCCCUAUUGAUAUACAUCAUCGUAAUCAAUGUCAAUAUUGUCGUUUUCAAAAAUGUUUACAAGUUGGCAUGCGUAAAGAAGCUGUUCAACAAGGUCGUUUGCCAACAUUUCCAUUAUUAUAUCAUACAUAUUUUGGUCUAUCAAAUUAUCUCACUACAAAUUAUCAUCAUCAUCAUAAUUUGAUUGGAUCAAAUGUAACUCAGCUAAUCAAUAUGUUGUUGUUUGCCGAAUAUAAUUCAUAUCCAUAUUUAAAUAAUGAACUAUUUAUACAUCAUCUACAUUUCAUAUUAAAUCAAUCGAAAAGAACAAUGGAUUUUGAAAAAUGUCAUCAGAAAAAUAUCAACACUUCUGAAAUAUGCAACAUGACUACUUAUAAUGAUAUAAGUAGUAAGGGUAGCAAUAAUAAUCAUGAUAAUAGUAAUAAUAAUAACAGUUCAACGCUGAGUUCAUCCAUAUUUCCAUUUAUUGAUUAUCCGGUUGAUGGAAAGUCAAUGACGGUGAAUUCGCCAACAUCAUCAUUAUUUGGGAAAAAAUCAUUCAUUUCAAAAGAAUCACCAUACAGUAAAACAACAACGCAUCACCAACAAUUCAACAUGUUCAAUGAAAUAACCCAAUCCACAUUGAAUUAUUUAUGCGUAUUAAUUAAAUGGGCAAAGAAUAUUAGUUUAUUUACAGAGUUACAACCAAAUGAUCAAUUGAUCUUGUUGAAUAAUUCAUGGCCAGAAUUAUUUAUGCUUUAUUUAGCACAGAUUUAUAAUAACAUUUCAUCGAGUAGUUCUUUAUCCGAUCAUAAUAAAAAUAAUAAUAAUAAUAAUAAUAAUAGUGAUAAUAAUCAUACUCAAUCAGCUACAUGGAAUUGGAGGAAUUUGUCCAGUAGAAACUCUCAUAUGGAUGUUAAUGAUUGGAUUCGUGAUAAACAAACACAAAUUCAUGAAAAUCUUCAAGUGAACAGAGAAGAUUAUUCAUUGAACAAUUCAACUCAUUUUUCAUGCUUAAUUAAUCAACAACACUAUUCAAUGGAAUUUCAAGAUCAAUUAGAAAGAAUACAACAAUUACAUUUAGAUCAAACUGAGUAUGCUUGUUUAAAAGCAUUGAUUUUAUUCAAUUCUGAAGCACCUGGAUUAAAAGAUCCAAGUCUUGUUGAUUCAAUUCAAGAAAGAAUACAAUGUGCAUUGGAAGAAUAUGAUAAAUAUCAUUAUUCACAUUAUCAACCAUUACGAUUUGGUCGGCUACUUUUACGACUGCCUAAAUUAAAACAAACAGUCUGUUCACCGACAUCAUUACACUGGUUACAACAAAACUUUUUCCCAUCACUUCAUUUUCAUAGUCACGGAGAUCUUCAACUAGUAAUUAGCGAACUAUUUGAAAAUAAAACAAUUCAUUUGCAUAAAUCUAAUUUAUCAUUUAGAAAUAAUGAUCAUCAUCUGUCAAAUGUUGUUUCAGGCACUGAAAACUAUUCUCACAGUUCACAUACUUUACGACCAUUAUCAUUUUCUGCACCAGUCUCAUCAUCAUCAUCCCCAUUGUUCAAUUCUCAUGUAGAUCACUACGACAAAUCAUCAUCUAGGCUGAUUCCAUUUACAAACCCGAUGUCUUCCAUAGUUAACAACACCUCGAUGUACCAAAAUGAAAGUACCAAUCACAAUCAAUUUGUACAUUAUUUAACUAAUAAUUCUUCCGGAAGAAAUUCUACAUGGUUGUCAAAUUUGAUGAAGAAAUCUUCACCGAAUACUGAUCUUUAUGAUGAAGAUCAGUUUACUGACAAGAUUACAGAAACAAUUGACAAAAAUAAUUCCUUGUUGAAAAAUAAUUUUGAUCGACUUUUUUCGAAUCAGUAUAAUGACAAACUUGACAAUAUUAUUUAUAAUAAUAAUAAUAAUAAAUUAUCUUCAUCUCCAAUGGAUUCGUCAAAAUUCAAUUUAAAUGUCACUUUCAAUAAACCGCCAGAUAGUUUCACUAAAACAACAAUCGAUGAUAUUGAAAAUACGGAAUUAAAUAAAUUGAACAUUGAAUCAAAUCAUUUUUUCAAUCAUUUUCAACAAUAUUAUUAUUCUAAAUUAUCAACAAAUGAUUAUUUCAUAAAUUCCGCCGAUUCAUUUUUUUUCAAUAAUUUCUUAAAUUUAUUAACAAUCAAUGAGAAAAAUUCAAAUUUACAAAUUUACUAUUCAUUAAUUCGUCAACAUUUGAAUUCACUGCAUAAUUAUUGUACAUGA